Molecule: messenger RNA, 2460 nt
Organism: Morone saxatilis (striped sea-bass)
Lineage: Eukaryota; Metazoa; Chordata; Actinopteri; Moronidae
Product: extracellular calcium-sensing receptor-like
Exons: 8
Coding region: 16-2460 (814 amino acids)
Biological process (GO): G protein-coupled receptor signaling pathway
Cellular component (GO): membrane
Molecular function (GO): G protein-coupled receptor activity
Source: RefSeq, a predicted model, not a curated record
AAGCAGGGAGACAUAAUGAUCGGGGGGAUUUUCCCAGUUUUAAACAAGGAGAUAAGUGACACUUUUACGUUCGAGAGUGAGCCACCUGGAGUGAAGUGUGCAGGAUUUGACCUGCGAGCUUUUCGGUGGGCCCAAGUGAUGAUAUUUGCAAUUGAAGAAAUCAACAAUGAUCCUGCUCUCCUGCCAAACAUAUCUCUUGGCUAUAGGAUCCUCAACUCUUGUGCAUCUCCAACAAAUACUUUACGUGCUGCACUAACACUGGCUAGUAGACCAGAGGAGAUAGAGUUGACUUCCCCUUGUCCUCCAGCUAUAUCUGCUCUCAUAGCAGAGUCAGGAUCAUCUCAGUCUUUAGCUGUGGCUGGAACUCUUGGACCAUUUCAAGUGCCAAUAGUAAGUUACUUCUCAACAUGUGCCUGCCUGAGUGACAGAGCUAAAUAUCCUACAUUUUUUCGAACAAUUCCCAGCGACUAUUUCCAGGCAAAAGCUUUGGCAGCAUUAGUCAAACAUUUUGGCUGGCAGUGGAUUGGGGCCAUACAGUCAGACAAUGACUAUGGGCGAAAUGGAAUCCUGGCUUUUACUGAAGAGGUUAGAAAGCUUGGGGUUUGUAUUGAAUUUGUCGGGACAGUUCUACGUACGUACACUAUGGAUAAAAUUCUGGAUGUUGUGGAAAUGAUCAAGCAUUCAACUGCCAAAGUCAUUCUUGCUUUUGUUCCAGAGGGUGACUUUUACCCUUUGAUGAAAGAGGUUGUGAAACAGAAUAUUACAGGAAUUCAGUGGAUUGCCAGUGAGGCCUGGAUAACAGCAUCUCGACCUUCCACCCCUGAAAUCUACCAAGCUUUUGGUGGUGCCCUGGGGUUUGUGGUGCAGAAGAUGGCAAUUCCAAAUCUAAAACCAUUUCUUACAAGAUUAAACCCUCAGAUGUAUCCAAAUAAUCUUUUGGUUAAGGAGCUCUGGGAGGCUCUGUAUGGUUGCAAUCCUUCUUUGUCCUCUGGCACCCAAUUACCUCCCUGCACAGGGAAGGAGUCCCUGUUGGAGCAGCAUUCAGCCUACAUGAAUACAUCCAGCCCUAGAGUAGCAUACAAUGUCUAUAAGGCUGUAUAUGCAAUUGCUCAUUCCCUCCACAACCUUCUUCUCUGUCAACCAGGCAGUGGGCCUUUUCAAAACAACUCAUGUGCUCAAAGCAACAACAUACACCCCUGGCAGCUCCAAUACUACCUCCAAGAAGUGACAUUUAACAUUGCCGGGGAGGAGGUGAACUUUGACCUGAAGGGUGACUCCAUACCCUAUUACGAUAUCAUCAACUGGCAGAGAGGCACAGGCGGAAACAUUGAGUUUGUCAACGUCGGGUUGUUUGAUGGAACCAAGCCUGCUGGAGAGGAGCUGGUGAUCCAGGAAGACAGGAUAAUUUGGGCAGGGCAUCAGAGUGAGGUGCCAGUGUCUGUAUGCAGUGCCAGCUGUCUUCCAGGGUCCCGGAAGGCUGUCCGUCGUGGGGAGCCUGUUUGCUGCUUUGACUGUGUACCAUGUGACAGUGGCAAAAUUAGCAAUCAGACAAACUCAAUAGACUGCAGAUUUUGUCCCAAGGACUUCUGGUCAAACAAAGACAGAACAGCCUGCAUCCCUAAGAAGGAGGAGUUCUUGGCUUAUGAUUCCUUGGGUAUAGCCCUGACAGUGACCUCUGUGGUGGGUGCCUGCCUCACUAUGACUGUCUUUGCAGUCUUUUUCUAUCAUAGAAACACAGCCAUUGUCCGUGUGAAUAACUCUGAACUCAGCUUCUUCAUCCUUUUUGCACUGACUCUGUGUUUCCUGUGUUCCUUGGUGUUCAUUGGAGAACCAACACCUUGGUCCUGCAUGCUGCGCCACACUGCCUUUAGCAUUACAUUUUCACUGUGUCUCUCGUGCAUUCUGGGGAAGACUCUGGUGGUGUUGGCUGCUUUCACUGCCACCAGGCCAGGGGACAACAUCAUGAAGUGGCUGGGGCCCAAGCAGCAGAGGUUCAUUAUUUUCAAUUGUACUCUGGUUCAGGUGGUUAUCUGUGCUGCCUGGCUCAUUGAUGCUCCUCCUUUUCCAUCCCGAAAUACAAAAUAUGAACGCUCAAAGAUCAUACUGGAAUGUAGUGUUGGCUCCAGCCUCGCAUUCUGGUGUGUUCUGGGAUAUAUUGGUCUACAGGCCUGUCUGUGCUUUGUAUUAGCUUUUUUGGCCCGCAAGUUGCCAGGUAACUUCAACGAGGCCAAGUUCAUCACUUUUACCAUGUUAAUCUUCUGUGCUGUGUGGCUAGCAUUUAUCCCUGCUUAUAUCAGCUCCCCUGGAAAAUAUGCAGAUGCAGUUGAGUCAUUCGCCAUUCUGGCUUCCAGUUUUGGCUUGUUGGUCUGCCUGUUUACUCCAAAGUGUUACAUUAUUUUGAUAAAGCCAGAAAAGAAUACAAAACAGCACCUAAUGGGAAAAGACAAUAAGCAUAAGUGA